AUGUGCGGCACGACCCACGACCCCACGAACUAUGAGAUGGUAGGGCUUCAUUGGAUCCUGGAAAGGAAACCGAGAUCCAGCCGGCAUUGGCGAUUUGAAAUGUCAGCUUUUGAUAUCGUUCCCGAUAUAGUCACUGGUGACGCUUAUAAAAAGACACAGUACCGCGGCACCCGUGCAAUGCCACAGCAUCUUGCAGAUAUCUAG
Messenger RNA from Penicillium taxi, 204 nucleotides. RefSeq lists its product as uncharacterized. The coding region runs from base 1 to 204 and encodes 67 amino acids. The transcript is spliced from 2 exons. Lineage: Eukaryota; Fungi; Ascomycota; Eurotiomycetes; Eurotiales; Aspergillaceae. The record is from RefSeq and is a predicted model, not a curated record.